Molecule: messenger RNA, 951 nt
Organism: Priapulus caudatus
Lineage: Eukaryota; Metazoa; Priapulida; Priapulimorpha; Priapulimorphida; Priapulidae
Exons: 8
Coding region: 1-951 (316 amino acids)
Molecular function (GO): acyl-CoA dehydrogenase activity
Source: RefSeq, a predicted model, not a curated record
AUGACGUCGGCAGGCGACGGAGCGAUCUCGAACGACGAGGUCGUCGUCUCGUUCUUCCACCUGCUGACGUCUGCCGCCUGGAACGGCAUCGCCAUGGGCGCCAUGGACGUCGCCAAGCGACACGUCGUCGGCAAGGAACACGGAGACACAGCGCUGCGUGUCGCCGAUUACGUGACGAUACAGGACUAUUUCGGCGACUGUCUUUCGGAGACUAAUGCAAGUCGAGCGUUCACCACUGCUAUGGCAACGGGCAUGGAUAAAGUCACAAACAACUGCGACUGGAGCAUUCAUACGGAUCUCAACGUUCACCCGAGGGCUGGAGAGCGCUUGCUACGAGAUGGCAAAGGACGUAUGGGUGAUGAGCCCUUAAGCAACGGGUGUGGGUGGAAGAAACUGGAUAGGUACUGGCAGUGUCUGCUGGGAUUCGAGACAUUGACUACUGGCGACGGAGCGAUCUCCAACAACGAGGUCGUCGUUCCCUUCUUCUACAUUCUGUCGUCGGCUGUCUGGAACGGCAUCGCCAUGGGCGCCAUGGACGUCGCCAAGCGACACGUCGUCGGCAAGGAGCACGGAGACACAGCGCUGCGUGUCGCCGACUACGUGACGAUACAGGACUAUUUUGGCGACUGUCUUUCGGAGACUAAUGCAAGUCGAGCGUUCACCACUGCCAUGGCAACGGGCAUGGAUAAUGUCACCAACAACUGCGACUGGAGCAUUCAUAAGGACCUCAACGUUCAACCGAGGACGAAGGAUUUUCUUCACGUGGGCUGGCAGACGAAAUACGUCUCCGCCAACAAUGUCACCAAGGUUGUUGACAAGAUGCUGCAUGCCUGCGGGGGGACGGGUUACAAGCUAGAGCUGGGGCUGGAAAGGCUGCUACGAGAUGGCAAGGCGUCAUGGGUGAUGGCCCCUAGCAACGAGGUGUUGAGAAGCUGGAUAGGUACAGUCUAA